AUGACGAUCAUGGCAACCAAAUUCACGCCCGAGGUUCUCCUCUCGGCACCCCGGAGGAGCCCUGCUAUCCCCAACUCUAGCGGGAAGCUCGCUCUUUACACAGUUUCUCAAUACUCUUUCGAGACUCAUUCGAAGAAAUACAGCAUCAAGGUGCUGGACAUCUCAUCUGGACAGUCCACAGAGCUCUUCACCAACCCUGCCUACAGUGAACCUACAUGGGUUUCCGAAGAUGAGUUCGUUUUCGUGAACGAAGCGAGCAAUGACGAUGCAGUCUCACAACUCAUGCUAGCGAAUGUGUCGGAGCCUAAGCCGAGUGCGUAUCUCAUACAGAGCUUCAGGUGCUCCGUCUCGAACCUGAAAGCCAAGGACAUCGGCAAUGGCACUGUUGCCCUGGCUUUGACAGCGCCUUCUUCUGCCUCGGGAGGUAUGCAUGAUGCUCUAAACGAGAAGAAACCACACUCCUCGGCACGCGUGUAUUCGAGCCUUUUUGUUCGGCAUUGGGACACGUACGUCUCUAAGCACACAAGCGCCGUGUUCUACGGUGCUCUGCGGAAAGACGAAAAGUCUGCUAAGUACCAGCUUCUCGGAUCAGGCCUUGUCAACGCGUUGGCCGGAACAAAGCUCGAAUGCCCUGUUCCAAGCUUCGGAGGGGCAGCAGACUUCGAUAUCAGCAAUAAGGGCCUCGUUUUCCUUUCCAAGGACCCUGAGAUUAACCCUGCCAUGUGGACCAAGACCGACGUUUAUUAUGUACCUCUGAAAAGUUUCACGGAAGAGAAGCCUCCAACCCCUCAAAUUGUCAAGACCGGAGGGCUGCAGGGCUACAGCGGAUCGCCCACAUUCUCUCAUGAUGGGAACAAACUCGCCUUCACACGCAUGCGACACAAGCAAUACGAGUCUGACAAAACCCGGCUGAUGCUAAUACCAGAUAUUGAGGAUCUGAGCAAUGUGCAAGAGUUUUACAAAACUGAUGAUGGUGAAGGCCGUUGGGAUCUGCGACCCGAGGCAAUUGUAUGGAGCAACGACGAUACGGAGCUGUAUGUGACAGCGGAAAAAGAGGGACGGCAAUUGGUGUUUAAACUUCCUUCUUCGCCCUUGGAAGCAAAAGAGUUGCCACAGCCCUUAACUAAAGAUGGCGCAGUUGGGAGCAUUUCGAACCUAGCCACUGAUGACGGUAGAUUAUUCUUGACUACCACGUCGUUGGUUGACAAUUCCUCCUAUUCGAUCCUCGACCCUACCUCGAAAGAGACAAUCCUUGUAUCGUCAGUCUCUAAAGAAGGCAAGACGCUUGGUUUGUCAAGGAGCCAAUUCGAUGAAUUCUGGUUUCAAGGUGCUGGCGACUACAAGGGCCAUGCUCUUAUAAUGAAACCAACGAAUUUCGACCCAGCUAAGAAAUACCCAUUAGCUUUCUUGAUUCACGGCGGUCCUCAAGGUGCCUGGGGGGAUUCGUGGAGCACUCGUUGGAAUCCAGCCAUAUUCGCUGAACAGGGCUAUGUUGCCGUUAUGCCGAACCCGACGGGUAGCACAGGGUACGGCCAACAAUAUGUUGACGAUAUUGCAUUGGAUUGGGGUGGACGUCCAUACAAUGAUCUUGUGAACUGUUUUGAGCAUAUCGCGGACAACCUCCCAUACGUCGAUACCAACAAUGCUGUGGCUUUAGGCGCGUCGUAUGGUGGCUAUAUGAUCAACUGGAUCCAAGGCCACCCAUUAGGGCGCAAAUUCAAGGCACUUGUUUGUCAUGAUGGUAUCUUCAAUACUUUAGCAGACUGGUCGACGGAAGAACUAUUCUUCGUCCUUCAUGAUAUGGGCGGAACGCCCUGGGAGAACCGCGAGCUCUACGAGAAGUGGGAUCCCGCUGCCUUUGUAGGUGAGUGGGCGACACCACAGCUUGUCAUUCAUAGCGAGCUCGACUACCGCCUGCCCAUUUCCGAGGGUCUUGCCGCGUUCAAUGCCUUGCAGACUCGUGGAGUACCUUCAAAGUUCGUCAUGUUCCCGGACGAAAACCACUGGGUCUUGAAGCCUGAAAACUCCCUCGUGUGGCAUAAAGAAGUUCUUGGCUGGAUAAAUAAGUACACUGGCCUGGACACCAAGGGGCUUUCGUCCGGCGUAGAAGACUUGAGUCUGCGAUAA
Molecule: messenger RNA, 2127 nt
Organism: Xylaria bambusicola
Lineage: Eukaryota; Fungi; Ascomycota; Sordariomycetes; Xylariales; Xylariaceae
Product: prolyl oligopeptidase
Exons: 7
Coding region: 1-2127 (708 amino acids)
Biological process (GO): proteolysis
Molecular function (GO): serine-type endopeptidase activity
Source: RefSeq, a predicted model, not a curated record